Molecule: messenger RNA, 2878 nt
Organism: Myxocyprinus asiaticus (Chinese sucker)
Lineage: Eukaryota; Metazoa; Chordata; Actinopteri; Cypriniformes; Catostomidae
Product: serine/arginine-rich splicing factor 1B-like
Exons: 4
Coding region: 203-931 (242 amino acids)
Cellular component (GO): ribonucleoprotein complex; cytoplasm; nucleus
Molecular function (GO): mRNA binding
Source: RefSeq, a predicted model, not a curated record
GCAAUUCACGAGCUUGGGUAGAGGGAGAAAGAGACGGCGCCAUAUUUAGAGGUAUUUUGUUGUUUGUCUUCUCUCGUCUUGAGGGAUAAUCUGCAGCUUUAGUUGGGGAAUUUAUAUCAAGCCAGUAGUGCUAAUUCGUUUGUAAUAUCGCCGGACGGACACCGUAAGCUUUCAACGUUAUCAGCGUAAUUUCUCGCUAAAUAUGUCUGGUGUUAUUCGAGGCCCUGCAGGGAACAACGACUGUCGGAUUUACGUGGGCAAUUUACCCCCCGAUAUUCGCACCAAGGACGUGGAGGAUGUGUUUUACAAAUACGGAGCCAUUCGGGAUAUCGACCUGAAAAACCGAAGAGGAGGUCCACCGUUUGCAUUCGUGGAGUUCGAGGAUCCGAGAGAUGCAGAGGAUGCUGUGUAUGGACGAGAUGGCUAUGACUAUGAUGGCUAUCGUCUUCGAGUGGAGUUCCCAAGGAGUGGCAGGGGAGGUGGAAGAGGUGGAGGUGGUGGUGUUGGAGCACCCAGAGGCAGAUAUGGCCCUCCAUCCAGGCGCUCUGAAUACAGGGUCAUAGUGUCAGGACUUCCUCCUAGUGGCAGCUGGCAGGACCUUAAGGAUCACAUGCGUGAAGCAGGUGAUGUAUGUUAUGCUGACGUUUUCCGAGAUGGCACUGGCGUUGUGGAGUUUGUGCGCAAAGAAGACAUGACCUACGCUGUUCGAAAGCUGGAUAACACUAAGUUCCGGUCACAUGAGGGUGAGACGGCAUACAUCCGCGUAAAGGUGGAUGGCCCGCGCAGCCCCAGUUAUGGGCGCUCGCGCUCUCACAGCCGCAGCAAGAGUCGCAGCCGGAGCAACAGCCGCAGUCGCAGCUACUCUCCACGCCACAACCGAGGAUCUCCACGUUACUCGCCCCGUCACAGCCGCUCCCGUUCCCGCACCUAAACAUCCACAUCACAGCCAGUUGGCUGGCCAUGCUCAUACACCCUGUGUUGCCCUCAAUUAGACCCACUGUUAUACUUCAUUGCUUUCUUGACUUGUUUUGUCUCUCCACUUUCCCUGGUUUGCUUUAUCUCAUCUUUGGUUUGUCUCAGAAUAUCUGAACAUUAGAUUUUUUUGGACUGCCAUUUGACUACAGUUAAGUGUAGUUAAGUGAAUGUUCUCCUUUUUCUCACUUCCUUCCCUGUCAUUCCUUUUUUGUUGUUGUUGUUGUCUCCUAUCCCAUGACCUUGGUGUGUUUGUCUCGCAAUCACAUUUUAACUGGAUCGUCAUACUCCUUUGUAUACUAUAUUUGAGACAAGGGACAUGUUUAAAUGCUUGAAGUAGUUGUGUGUUUAAUUUGAUAGUUUUAUUUUGUUAAUGAUGCUAUAAUGUUUUUGUUUUUCUGGGGUGGGAUUUUUUAUUUUAUUUUGUUGGACAACUGUUCUACUUUUACCUUUUCAUGUCUUUCUGUAGACAACAGAAGAGCAGGAUUAAAGAAAGCAUUGGAAUAAAGGAUUUUGAAGCACAGUUCAUUCAUAGUAGGAUAAAGCGUUUUUGGAGAAGGAGCAGGCAUUUCAUUUAAGGAAGCAAUGGUAUGGCGACAAUCAGCUUUAGUCACCUAUAAAACAACGCAGUUCUUUUUUUUUCUAAAGACUUCCAGUACUCUGGAUUUUCUUUGUUCAGUAACACGUUAGUUUUGAUUUACCAUUUUUCCUCCCUUCACAACACCCCCUUCCUCUUUAAUUUACCUUUUAUUUUUUUAUUUAUUUAUUUAUUUUUUUUCCCCCCACUGGUCACUGCUGCUAAGCAUGCAUGUGUGUACUGUCUGGAUGUUGCAAAGCUUGUACAUACAUUUAAAACAGCAUUGUUCUGUUUUUUUGGGGUAUUUUGAAUUUAUCCUUAAAUUGCCUGUUGUUCAGACUGUGCUGGGAUUUGGCCACUGUUUAACCCUCAUGUUGAUUUAUCUAUAGAUACCUAAGAUAUGUAGUUCUCUUGUAAACUGUUUAUUUGUCAAGGGAAAGUGUCUUUUUUUUAUUUCUAGAAGUUAGUUUUUCUUGUUUUUUUCAAUGAAAUAAGCACACUUUAAUUCGCUUAGGUGCUUCUAUAAGUUUCUUCCGGAGCAUAUCAUAUAGUCUGGUAUCCUUUGUUAUUAACAAGAAAAAAAAUUCUAAAAUUAACAUACCGCUCCUAUAAUCAAUUUAUGAUAGAUGAACACAGUAACUGUUCAUUUAGCUGUGAUUCUAACUUGUUACCUCCCUCUUUUUGAUUUUGCUGGUAUUCAAAGGUUUGGAUUGGAGGAGGGGCUCACUGUGUCCCGAUCCUUGGAGCCGGAUCAUUGGAUCAGUUCAGGAUCAGGAGCAGGAUUAGGAUUAGGAUAAGGAUGGAUACAUGGAGCGGGAUCAAUUUACCGGGAGCGGGAACCGUAGGAGAGGAUCCCAACCCUUGCCCCACAUCCCCCCACCAAACCACAAUUAAAGGAGUUAAACGCAGAAAAGGAUACUUGACAUCUAAAUUGGCUUCUUUAGAACCAAAUUAUUUUUUUCUUUUUUCGUGGAACGGCAGUGAUGCGCGCAGAAGGGAUCCAGGCGCUUUUGUUUUGUAAGAUGAGUUUUUUGGUAUAAAAAGGAGCAGAGCAAGGAACCAGAAGGCUGGAUCAGUUGCUUUGGAUGGAAUCCGCAUGAGGAGCGUGGUAAAUAGAGGGUAAUUCUGGGGGGGUUAAUAGGGACAUUUUGAGGGGAUGUUGUAGUUUAUUUAGGGUUUCAAAAAUACAAAUUACUUAUACAUUUGUUGGUGUUUUGCUGUGUUGGCAGUGGUGUUUCUUCCCCCCACAAUUGGCUACUUUCUAUCCCUAGUUUGUAGUGUCCUUUUUUCUUUCACCCUUCUUUAAAUAAAGAUUGAUUGUCAAUUUAA